AUGUUUGCGGCCAGACAUUACGAAAAUUUGCAAAAACAACAACAAAAUAUGAAUAAAAAAUUCCUUAAUUCACAUGGUUUUUACCCUCAAGACUCAGUAUAGAAAUAAAUCAGAUGAAUGCAAGAAAAACUAUACAGACCAAUAUAAAAGAAAUACAAAUUCUAAACAAUAUAGUAUUUAAUAGCAGACUUUCUCAAAUUGUUAUUUCAAAAAUUGGAAAAUAGUUAAAAUUCUUAAUUAAUCAAUUAUUGGGCCAUUUUCUCCAAUAAAAUCAAUCAUAGAAACAGAUUCUUGAUAAAAAUAGUUAAAAAAUAGUUUAAAUUUUUUCAAACAUAUUAAUUUUAAAUUUUACUAUUAGCUUAAUUUAUGGAGACCUGUCAAUAAGUAAUUAGUCGAUAAAGCAGUUUCAUUUGCAACGACUAAAAUGCAGUUUUUGUGCUAUCAAUUAAAAUUCUCGGUUAACAAAUGCGAUGUAAAGUUUUUUUGGACGUCGAAAACUAUAAAAAUUCUUAUUAAAAGUUUAGAGAACCCCUGGCAUUCACAUUGCAUAUGAUCAAAUAAGUCUGUAUGCGUGUGCCUAAUAUACAUACAUAUGUACAUAAUAGAAAAGUCGCCAACAAUAAAAUUUGAAACGUGUUCAGAUUAACGUCCAAUUAACAUAAGAAAACCCCACAAAAAGAGGCAAAACAGAAAAACAGACUAAACAAAAAUAUUUCAAAAGUGUAAAAAACACAAAAAUAUUGUAAAUAAACAAAAAUACAGUCAAAACUGUCACGCAAAUAUAGACAACGUUUAAGAAGAACACAAAAAAUAAUAAUAACAUUAGAAAUCUCAGACCCUGACAUUAGAAUAUUAAAAGUUGUUCAUACAGUAUCAUCAUUAGAAGCAACAUCUUCGUGAUUUAAAUUUAUAUUUUAUUAGAAAAAAAGUUGCUCAAAAAAAAAAAAAAAAAAAACUAUAAUAAAUUGCACAGAAAAAAUUGCAAAUUUCAUAACUACUAUGCACAAAUAAAAUUUGAAACGCACCCAUGUUCUGCUGAGUAAGAAAAGUAUGCACAAGAACUUUAACUCAAAUCUCGCCUAAAGUUAUGCUCAAACUUUAAACAUUAUAAAUAAGAACAACUAAUUCAUAAGAAAAGACAAGCACUCAAAAUGCAACGUGGUAGCAGUGACGAACGUAUAACCAGUGCUAAUUCCAGUCCGCGACAUAGCAAUAAAUAUCCUGGUUCGGCAUUAUUAGGUCUACUCACAAAGCGCUCCACAAAAGUUGAACCCCAUCCCGCCGUAGAAGUAGAGCACAAUGAAAAACAUGUCACCGGCAACAGUCAUCAAACGAACAGUGCUAAUAAUUCCAUUAGUCAUGACACCUCCUUUGCUAAAUGUACACCUGAUAAGCAAUCACCCCUGAUGAGUGAUCAUAAUCAUGUGAAUCGUCCCAAUUUAAGAAGUCAAACAUUACCCAAUAAUGCCACACCCAAUGACAUGAUCAAGGGGACUCAUCUCAUAGAGAAAUCUCAGAGUAGUGGUAUUAUAAAUUUACAUCGUAAGGUGAAGGCGGGUAAAAAUAAAAAUCAUAUUCAUCGUCACAGUACUGAUGGUUCGCAAAGUGAUGGUGGCAUCGCCAGUGGAAUUGAAGUCAUGCUAAGGAAGACCCCAAAAAAUCGUUCACCAAAUCAUAAUCGUUUUAGUCAUCAGUUCAGUUUGUGUUGUAAGGCGGAAAAGAAACCUGUUACACCACCGGUAACAGUACGCUAUAACUCCAUUCCAGAUGGUGGUUCAGUUGUGAAGAAAGACAAUAUGUCAUUGAGUUGGAGCACGGCGGAUAAUACUUCAUUAUCUAUAGGUUCGGGCAUCUCUAACCCAACGGCUUGUUUACAACCCCCUUUUGUGGCGGUGCCGGCAGCUGCUUUGACCGAAUGUGCCAGUGCUCCGCAGAGUCCGGUAACGGGAAAAUCAAUGAUGUUUCCAAAUGUUGACUCUUCUUACGGUUCACCUUCUAAUACCUCGCUAAGAAGCAAUCAAAGUGAUACACCUAAUGGUGCUAAUAACUCCGCAGGCAGUGGUCCCAUACGGCCUAUAGCCGUCUCAGCCUGUCGCUCUCGCCUAAGACUUAAACUAUAUCCUCCUGGUAAGGAAUUGCCACCAUUUGGUUCAGAAUUUCCUGCAGCAGAUGAAGGAGCUGUAUCUGAAAUAAAGAGGGCCACUACACCACAACAUAUGUCUUCUCCCAACAUUGCCAGUCAGUCUGAGAUCACGGGUUCUGUGGUGCAUGAGCCAGAUUCGCAGUCCAUUCGCUUUAUGUCACAUGAAAAUAUACAAAUGCAACGUCAGAGCUCUAGUUCGGGUUUGGCACGUCAGGCUCUUAUGGCUGCUCAAGUAUUAAGUUUAAUACCUACAGAUCAAGCAAGAGAGAGGAGUUAUUUAGAUGGACGUUUGGGUUCCUCUUCCUUAUUGGGGCCUAGCGAAUUAAACAAAGUGAUACCCAGCAAGGAAGUGACUAUAUUUGUGGGUACCUGGAAUAUGAACGGCCAAAGUCCACCCAAGGAAAUGAAUGAUUUUGUGUUGCCCGCUAAUAUUGAGCAUGUUCCCGAUAUUGUUGCCAUUGGCACUCAGGAAUCCAGUCCAGAUCGUUUUGAAUGGGAAGUCACCAUACAAGAAACUCUAGGACCAUCACAUGUACUCUUCCACUCCACUACAUUGGGUACUCUACAUUUAGCAGUUUAUAUGAGAAGAGAUUUGAUAUGGUACUGUUCGGCACCCGAAGAUGCCAACAUGUCGGUAAGGACUGGAUCGGCGUUUCGUACAAAAGGAGCCGUGGCAAUUUCCUUUUGCCUUUUUGGUACCUCAAUGCUUUUUGUAACCUCGCAUUUAACAGCUCAUCAACAAAAGGUCAAAGAAAGAGUAUCGGAUGUUAAGAGAAUUAUACAUGCUCUCGAUUUGCCAAAGAAUCUUAAUUUAAGACAUAAAAAUAAGGAUGUCACACAAAAUUUUGACAAUGUAUUUUGGUGCGGAGAUUUAAAUUUUCGUUUGGGUGAACCAAGGGAAAAACUUUUAGAAUGGAUACAGAAUACAAAAUUUCCCUUACCAUCCCACUUGCCACAUGGCUAUAUGCAUACCGAUCAAUUGUCUUCGGUAUUGGCAGACGGUGCAGCAUUCCGUGGGUUUAUGGAGGCUAAUAUAACAUUUCCUCCCACCUAUAAGUACGAUCCUGGUACCCAGCACUUUGAUACUUCAUCGAAACAACGUGCUCCCGCUUACACCGAUCGCAUUUUAUAUAAAUAUCGACAAGCUCAGGGUUUAAUGAUGAGACGCCAAAGUGCUAUACCCGGUAUGCCAUCGCCCUCACACCCACUGGUGCAAUGUUUAUUAUACGAUUCGGUGCCGUCCAUUACCACAUCGGACCAUAAACCGGUUUGGGCUUUAUUUAAGACUGUUAUUAGAGCGGGUACAGAUUCCAUUCCAUUGGCAGCUGGACUUUUUUGUCGUGAUAUUUAUUUGGAGGGUAUGAAACGUAGAUUAAAUAAUCAAUAUACCGGCUCUUCGGCCGUUUGUUCUAUACAAUAAUUUUUCUUAAUUAACGCACAAUUUUAAUCUCAUUAUUACUUUGGUUAUAUAGUUUUGCGAUAUAGUAAAAUAUUUUUAAACAAAUAGAGGCUUUAAUGACGGUAUUCUAGAUGGGUUCUUAUGCAAAUAUAUUUGAAG
Messenger RNA from Lucilia sericata (common green bottle fly), 3701 nucleotides. It is a transcript of the gene INPP5E, whose product is annotated as inositol polyphosphate 5-phosphatase E. The transcript is spliced from 6 exons. Gene Ontology annotation, biological process: phosphatidylinositol dephosphorylation. The record is from RefSeq and is a predicted model, not a curated record. The coding region runs from base 1152 to 3563 and encodes 803 amino acids. Gene Ontology annotation, molecular function: phosphatase activity. NCBI's taxonomy places the organism in Eukaryota, Metazoa, Arthropoda, Insecta, Diptera, Calliphoridae.